GCGACGUGAUUGAGCGCACGCAUCAUCCACCAUGUCCCCCACCAUCUCCCAUCCCCUUCUCCGCAGUCUCCGAUCUUCUCUUUCGUGGCAUGAUUUCUCGUUCCCGCACUCACUUCUCCUUCUAUCAGCCAUUUUCGCAAUCUGCUGUUGGGCAUGGCUUCGUCUCACCCAGAAGAAAACCUCACCCUCGCUGCCCCCGGGACCGACGGGCCUCCCCCUCGUCGGGAACCUGCCCUUCCUCGAUCCGGAGCUCCACACCUACUUCGCCGCCCUCGCGAGGACGCACGGCCCUGUGCUGAGGCUCCAGCUUGGCAAGAAGCUCGGAGUCAUCGUCACGUCCCCAGCCACCGCUCGCGAGGUGCUGAAGGAUAACGACGUCGUCUUCGCCAACCGCGACGUGCCCGUCGCCGGGAGGGCCGCGUCCUAUGGCGGCUCGGACAUCGUGUGGACCCCGUACGGGCCCGAGUGGAGGAUGCUCCGGAAGGUGUGCGUGCUCAAGAUGUUGAGCAACCACACGCUGGACUCCGUCUACGAGCUCCGGCGGAGGGAGGUCCGAAAGACAGUGGGGUAUUUCAGAAUCCGUGCCGGGUCUCCGGUGAAUGUUGGGGAGCAGAUGUUCCUAACGGUGCUCAACGUGAUCACGAGCAUGAUGUGGGGCGGGACGGUGCAGGGCGAGGAGCGAGAGAGCCUGGGUACUGAUUUCAGGCAGGUGGUGUCGGAUAUGACAGAGCUUCUCGGGAAGCCGAACAUUUCGGAUUUUUAUCCGGGUCUGGCCCGAUUCGACUUCCAGGGGAUAGAGAAGCGGAUGAAGGGGUUGGCAAAACGGUUCGAUGGGAUUUUUGAGAAGAUGAUCGAGCAGAGGUUGAAGAUGGAGAGAGAUGGCGGAAGCGAGGAGGGCAGAGAUUUCUUGGAGUUUCUAUUGAAGUUGAAGGAUGAGGAAGAUGCCAAGACUCCUCUCACAAUGACUGGCCUCAAAGCUCUGCUCAUGGAUAUGGUGGUUGGUGGAACGGACACAUCCUCCAAUACAGUUGAGUUUGCCAUGGCUGAGAUCAUGAACAGACCAAGUGUUGUGAGAAAAAUCCAAGAUGAAUUGGAAACUGUGGUCGGCAAAGACAACAUAGUAGAGGAAUCUCACAUUCCUAAACUGCCUUACUUGCAUGCUGUCAUGAAAGAGUCACUGAGAUUGCACCCGGCGCUUCCCCUGUUGGUCCCCCACUGCCCGAGCGCAACCUGUACCAUCGGAGGCUACACAGUCCCGCAGGGUUCUCGGGUCUUUGUCAACGUGUGGGCGAUACAUCGGGAUCCUUCGAUAUGGAGCCACCCGCUGGAGUUCGAUCCUGAGAGGUUUCUCCACGGUAAGGGUGAUUACAGUGGGAACGACUUCAAUUACUUUCCCUUUGGGUCUGGGAGAAGAAUAUGCGCGGGGAUAGCGAUGGCCGAGAGGAUGGUGCUGUUCUCGCUUGCCACGCUCUUCCAUUCCUUCGACUGGAAGCUACCUGAGGGAGAGAAGAUGGAUCUAACGGAGCAAUUUGGGAUCGUCUUGAAAAAGAAAACGCCGCUAGUGGCUAUUCCCUCGCCGCGGUUCUCCGAUCCUCGCCUUUAUGAAUGAGAGCAUCGGUGCAUGUUGGUGUGGUUUCUUUACAAAAUCUUAUGUGGAUAGAAUGAGGGUGAAAAGUGCAUCUCCCUAUCUCCAUAUGGUUAAUUAAACUCCUAUCUGCUCGGUUUGGUUUGAUUUAUGUAGCAGUGAUAUAUGUACUGAAAGUAACAAAAGUCAUAUUUUCAUAUCACUUUUGAUCGUCUGUCAAUAAA
Rhodamnia argentea is the source of this 1809-nucleotide messenger RNA. RefSeq names its product flavonoid 3'-monooxygenase CYP75B137-like. Gene Ontology annotation, molecular function: iron ion binding; heme binding; monooxygenase activity. The transcript is spliced from 3 exons. The record is from RefSeq and is a predicted model, not a curated record. NCBI's taxonomy places the organism in Eukaryota, Viridiplantae, Streptophyta, Magnoliopsida, Myrtales, Myrtaceae. The coding region runs from base 32 to 1609 and encodes 525 amino acids.